AUGGAUGUUGAAUGUGCUCUGUCACCCACGAUAGAAUUUCAAAGUCGAGAGCAUUUUUCCCAUUUUAGCCAUCCGCAUCCAUUGAUGCUCAUUGAUAUAAAGGACAGUGAUGGAGUUUACUGCUCUGCUUAUGAUAAAUGCCUUUCAGGCCAAGGAUUUGUCUGCAGCGAAUGCAGUUUUGUCCUCCACCAAUCCUGCUUUGAGUCACCACAGGAAAUCCGACACCAGACACCGGCAUCUCCUACACUUCUUGGAGAAUACGAAAUUGCGGUCGAGUGUAAUAGCUGUGAUAUCUCUUGCAACUCAUCCGUGUUUCGCUGCGUAGAUUGCAAUUUCAAUCUCCACUACACAUGUGGUCCAUUGCCUUAUAACAUCAAACCUGAAUGCCACAUAGAUCCCCUACUCCUCAGAGAUUCUCCUGUUGAAGAUGAUACAUAUGAUGAAUUUUACAGUGAUGAAUGUGAGAAAACAAGAGACCCACGGUUACCUGUUUACCACUGCAAGGAGUGCCACUACAUUGCUGCGAUUGAAUGUGUCAAGUCUGAGGUUAUGCUCACGCUAAAGGGAGGCUAUGGAGACGUGGAGUUGAGGAAUCCAGCAGGACGAAUCAAUGGCAAAGUUAUCACCAAUUUAGAGCUGACAGAGAUAGAGCCAGAAAAAGAGCAAAACAGCAACAAAGAAAGCGAUAUAACUGAGGCAGGAGAGACAUCAUCUGACGACCAUAUCGAAAGCAUUUGGGAGGAGCGACUCAGUGGUGUUUCACUAGCUCUCCGAACUUAUGCAAAUUUUAUGGAGAAGCUUGAUUCUGGUGAUCGAUGGUUUUGGGAGCCACUUUGGGAAGGUGAUGAUGUGGUUGUAGAAGUAGGGGACAAUAUGGUCACUCAAACUUUGGCCCCCAUUCUACAAGACCUCUGUGCCAAAUAUGGAGAUAUCAGUGCUGAGUCCACCUUAAGACAUCCUGUGAAGACAUAUCUUACUGUGAUGUUAUGUGGGACUCUGCAAAGCAUGCGCAACACCAGGAUUGUCGACAUCUCUGAAAAUCUAAUGAUCAUUUGGUGGACCCAUUUCAAAAUUUUGCAGUCUGCUGGAUUCAGAGUCCAGUUCAUCUUUGAUCAGCUGAAGAAAGUUGCUCGUGCCUACUUUGGUCUUCGGGUUAGAGAAAACCUAGACAAUGCUGCAGCAAAAUAUGAUAAGAAAAUCACAAAGAUUUCAACAGAUUUUGAGGAAUUAAGAAUCAAACUCGAGGAACUAAAGGGGAAACGUGAGUAUAUAGACUGUCUAGAAUCUUCAAAAAAACCCAGUUCGAUAGAGGACUGUUUGGAAGAAGCUGAGAAGCUAAAGUGGUGGCAUGCAAGUGCAGUUGAGUUGGCAGUAUUUGACCAUCCUAAAUCAGUUUGUUCUGCAUUUGACAUAUGUACUGCUAUGCCAGAAGUUCUGGAUAAUGUCAUGCAAGCAAGAUGGAAGGUGGUGUCCAGUGAUCCAAAACACUACUGCAGCAUGGAUGUUGAUUGUGCUCUGUUGCCGGCCAAGCAUUUGUCUGCAGGAAAUGUAAUUUUGUCCUCCAAAAAUCCUGCUUUGAGUCACCAUGAGAAAUUCAACAUGAGUUUCACCCAUCUCAUUUGUGAUUUUGACUUGCAUAUCAAAUGCACAGAAAUAAUGCCAACAAUUUCUUAUAAAGGUCAUCAUCACCAGCUAUUUUUCUUGGAGAAUAUAGACAUUGAGUGCAACUUCAAUCUUCACCAUGUGUGUGGUCCAUUACCCUGUACCAUUAAACAUGAAUGCCACAUAGAUCCCAUCAUCCUCACAGAUUCUCCUUGCGAAGAUGAUACCUAUCAGUUUUACUGCGAUGCCUGCGAGAAGGAAAGAGACCCUCGGUUAUCUAUCUAUCACUGCAAAGAGUGCCACUUCAUAACUGAGAUUAAAUGUGUCAUGUCUGAGAUUAUCCUUACACUAUUGGGAGAAUAUGGAGAAGUGGAAUUGAAGACUCCGUAUAGAGGAAUGAAAGGAAAGGUCACUAGCAAAAAAUUAAAGGUGACAGAGAUGGAGCAAAAAGAAGAGCAAAACAGCGAGAAACAAGUACUGGAACAGGAGGACAGCCCUGUUUUAUCUUUGCAGGAUAUGUUAAUGUCUUUCAGUGAAGAGGACAAGAUGCAAGUGAAUCGUGUCUUAGAAGUUCACAGAAGGGAGAUGAUAAAGGCUAAAGAGAUAUCCUCCACUAGCCAUAGAGAAGACAGCAAUGACAAUCUAGAAGUUUCCCUGUUCUCGGAUGGAGCAUAUAAACAUUUUAUAGAAAUUCUUGAUUCGAAGUGUUCUUCUUUGACACAUCAAGAUCAGAAUGAACUUUGUGUGGAGAUGCUUGGUCGUUUGACAAAGUCUGAAGAAGAUGAAGAGUUCGCGAAAUUAAGGGAUAUCUUGAUUAUGGAAAAUCUGACUCCUAUUCUGCAAGACUUGUUUGACAAAUAUGGAGACAUCAGUGUAGAAUAUUUUUCAAAUCUGCGAGUUAAGUUGUAUUUCAUUGUCAUGCUAUUUGGGACUGUAUAUAGCAUGCGAAAAACCAGGAUCAUUGACAUCUCUGAAAAUCAGCUUCUCACUUGGUGGUACUUUCUGAAAAUUUCGCAGCUUUCAGGAUUGAAAGUUCAGUUUGUCUUGGAUCGCUUAGAGAAAGUCACCCAUGCCUACUUCGGACUUCAGGUUAGAAACAAGGUUGACAAUACCAUGGCAGAAAUUGAUAGAGAAAUGACAGAUAUUUCAAAAGAAAUGGAGGAAUUAACAAAGAAAUUUGAGGCACUAAAGGGGAAACGUGAUAGUAUAACAUCAGCAGAGUCCUCAAAAUCCAGAUUCAUAGAAGACUGCUUGGAAAAAGCUACAGACCCGAAGUGGUGGCCAGCAGGUGCAGGUCUACUUUAA
Messenger RNA from Dovyalis caffra, 2907 nucleotides. The record is from the annotation of a GenBank genome assembly. NCBI's taxonomy places the organism in Eukaryota, Viridiplantae, Streptophyta, Magnoliopsida, Malpighiales, Salicaceae.